AUGUAUGUAUUAGCGGAUAAGUCCAGAAAAAGUGAACCGGUAUUUGUGGUCAGGUGUCCCAAAUUGGUUUGCGUGGUUCCCAACCGUCAUAUGCCCUCCGCUAUCACCUAUAAACACAUGUCUUUCCUCAAGACUGUCAUUAUAAUUCUCAAUUUCAUAUUAUGGCUGUUCGGGUGGACUAUUCUGGGAAUCGGCAUUUGGUUGCGAGUGGACCCGAAGUCGUACGAACCAAGUCGCUUCAUCGACACCGACAACAUGAUUCACGCCAGUCUUAUUAUGAUUAUCACUGGUUUUGUAAUUAUUUUGAUUGGAUUCGUUGGACUCAUUGGAGUGAUCACUGAAAACUCUUGCCUUUUGGCGACAUUCUUCACAGUCCUCACGUGUCUAUUCGUUAUGCAAAUCGCAGCCAUUGUUUUGGGAAUAUUUCACGGAUUUGGAGAAAGAUUGGAGAUAUUUGCCAACGAAGAGAUACUACAGAACCUACAACAGGCCCAAUACAACGACCAGUCCCGCAGAUUCCUCGACUUCUUUCAGGUUAAGUUGAGAUGUUGUGGCGCCCAAUCAUUUAACGACUACGCGAGAUAUGGGAUGACAAUCCCGACGUCCUGUUAUUUGGCCGGAACUACAUAUGUUAACGAACAGGGUUGUGGUCGAGCGCUGAGAAGAUUCCUUGAACUGAGAUCCGGAAUAAUUGGUUUAUUGUGUUUGUUUUCAGCUUUGAUUCAAUUAGUUUUGAUCGCUCUCUCCAUAACACUAUUUUGUUCAAAACAAUCAAUCGAUUCAAUCACAUAGCAAUCAAAUUCACGGAUUGUUAACCAAAAUAUCUUAAGACAUGACCUCAACAGACAAUAAUGUAUUAUAUAUUUAUGUAAUAAUCCUAAUAGACAUAAACUAUUGUAUAGGUUUUAGUGCGGAU
This is a messenger RNA of Medioppia subpectinata, 916 nucleotides long. NCBI's taxonomy places the organism in Eukaryota, Metazoa, Arthropoda, Arachnida, Sarcoptiformes, Oppiidae. The record is from the annotation of a GenBank genome assembly.